AUGGAAUCCGAAUUUCAAAACAAGAGUGAUAGUGAGGAGGUAUUUCAUUCUUUUUCAAAAGAUCUUGAACAAUAUGAGGAGAAAUCUAAACCAAACCUAGAAGAAACAGAAGUUGUUAACAUUGGCACUGAGACUGAGGUUAAGGAGAUACAAAUUAGCAUUCAUUUGAACAAAAAGCAGAAAGAGGAGAUGAUCGAAUUUUUGUCUAUGUUUCAAGAUGUGUUUGCAUGGCUUUAUGACGAUAUGACUGGCAUUUCGACUGAUGUAGUGGUGCACAGAUUACCCACAAACCCAGCUUUUCCACCAGUGAAGCAAAAACCCCUCCCUGUUCUGAAGAAAAAUGGAGAAGUGCGAGUCUGUGUUGAUUAUAGGGACCUUAAUAAGGCCAGCCCUAAAGAUGACUUUUCGUUGCCAAAUAUCCAUAUCAUUCUAGACAACACUGCCGGACAUGAAAUUGAAUCUUUUUGUGAUUGUUUUGCUGGAUAUCAUCAGAUCUUAAUGGCUGAAGAGGAUAGAGAAAACACUGUUUUUAUUACCCCUUGGGGCACAUUUUGCUAUCGAGUAAUGCCGUUUGGUUUAAAGAAUGCCGGAGCUACCUAUCAAAGAACUAUGACUACUUUGUUUCACGAUAUGAUCCACAAGGAGAUGGAGAUCUACUUAAAUCCUGCAAAGUGCGCCUUUGGCGCACCAGCUGAUAAAUUGUUAGGCUUCAUUGUCAGCAAAAAGGGCAUAGAGAUAGAUCCGGUGAAGAUCAAGGCAAUUCGAGACAUGCCAGUGCCAAAAACGCAGAAAGAUCCUCCGGUCCUAGAGCAACCCAAACGGGGCCGGCCUUUGAUCAUGUACUUAUCUGUGCUCGACGGAGCAGUAGGAUGUGUUCUGGGGCAGCACGAUGACUCGGGAAGGAAAGAGCAAGCCAUCUACUAUCUUAGCAAGAAAUUCACGCAGUAUGAGGCUAAUUAUUCAUUUAUUGAGAAAAGCUGCUGUGCUCUGGCCUGGGCAGCUCAAAAAUUAAGGCACUACCUACUAAGUCACACCACCUAUCUCAUCUCCCGCUCCGAUCCUCUGAAAUACCUCUUGGAGAAGCCAAUGCCAACUGGGCGUCUGGCCAAAUGGCAGAUGAUUCUUUCAGAGUUUGAUAUUGUUUUCACUUCACAAAAGGCCGUCAAGGGACAAGCUAUAGCCGGUCAUUUGGCAGAAAAUCCAAAGGAUGAUGAUUAUCAACCGCUCCAUACCUAUUUCCCUGAUGAAAAGGUUUUAUUUGUUGGUGCCGUAGAAUAUAUGAGUGAGCGGUGCCCUGAAUGGAGAUUAUUUUUCGAUGGUGCAGCUAAUUCUUUUGGAGUCGGAAUAGGAGCAGUUCUUGUAUCCCCGGAAGUGAAGCAUUAUCCCAGAGCCACUAAAUUGCAAUUCGCCUGCACAAACUAUAUGGCCGAAUAUGAAGCCUAUAUUUUUGGUCUUAAAAUGGCUUUGGAAAUGGAAGUUAAAGAGUUGAUAGCCUUCAGUGAUUCAGAUUUACUUAUGCACCAAACGUUGAAGCAAUGGAUAACCAAAGAUUCAAAGAUCUUGCCAUACCAUUAUUUGAACCUCUUAAGGUGCAUCGAUGAAGAUGAAGCUCAAUACAUGAUAAAAGAGGUGCAUAGCGGUGUCUGCGGACCUCACAUGAAUGGACAUUUGUUGGCGAAGAAAAUUAUGAGAAUCGGGUAUUUUUGGCUUUCUAUGGAACGUGAUUGCAUAGACUUUGUCCGGAGAUGUAUUAAAUGUCAAGUGCAUGGCGACGUAAUACGCGCUCCUCUCACCGAAUUGCACAGUAUGAUUGCCCCAUGGCCCUGCUCGAUGUGGGGUAUGGAUGUGAUUGGCACAAUUGACCCUCCUGCUUCAAAUGGGCAUCGAUUUAUAUUGGUAGCAAUUGAGUACUUCACCAAAUGGGUCGAAGCAGAAUCAUUCAAGCAUGUGACUAAGAAGGUGGUGGCAAAUUUCUUAAGAGAUCACAUCAUAUGCCGAUUUGGGGUGCCAGAAACAUUGAUUACAGACAAUGCCAAGAAUCUUAACAAUGACAUGGUGGACGGGUUAUGCGAACAAUUCAAAAUCAGACAUCGCAACUCUGCCAUCUAUAGACCGCAGAUGAACGGAGCCGUGGAGGCCGCAAACAAGAAUUUGAAGAAGAUCAUUCGCAAAAUAACUGAAAAGCACCGUGAUUGGCAUGAAAAACUUCCUUAUGCACUAAUGGCAUAUCGGACUUCUAUCCGAACAUCGACUGGGGCAACCCUGUACUCACUCAUGUAUGGGAUGGAGGCCGUACUACCAACCGAAGUUGAAAUACCCUCACUGCGUAUUCUCAUGGAGACCAAGUUGGAAGAGGCUGAUUGGAUAAAGCAGCGUUAUGAGCAACUAUCUUUGAUUGAUGAAAAACGGCUUAAUGCUAUUUGUCACGGUCAAUGUUACCAAAAACGCAUGACCCGGGCCUACAACAAGAAAGUCCAUCGGCAUACAUUUGAGGAAGGCGACAAAGUGCUAAAACGAAUUUUGCCAGUACAGGAUGAGGCCAAAGGCAAAUUUGCUCCAAACUGGCAAUGGCCAUUCAUUGUUCAAAAGAAGUCACGCAAGUGA
Molecule: messenger RNA, 2604 nt
Organism: Coffea arabica (coffee)
Lineage: Eukaryota; Viridiplantae; Streptophyta; Magnoliopsida; Gentianales; Rubiaceae
Source: RefSeq, a predicted model, not a curated record